Messenger RNA from Monosiga brevicollis MX1, 660 nucleotides. RefSeq lists its product as uncharacterized. Gene Ontology annotation, biological process: DNA repair; mitotic DNA replication checkpoint signaling; DNA damage checkpoint signaling. The coding region runs from base 1 to 660 and encodes 219 amino acids. The record is from RefSeq and is a predicted model, not a curated record. Gene Ontology annotation, molecular function: chromatin binding. The transcript is spliced from 6 exons. NCBI's taxonomy places the organism in Eukaryota, Choanoflagellata, Craspedida, Salpingoecidae.
AUGGCCCCGACACUCGUUCUCACCGGACCUGCAGGGUGCGGCAAAACGGCAGUUGUCCGCCAUCUGGCCGCCCAGCACCAGCUCGAAGUAACCGAGUGGAUCAACAACGUCAAGGCUGAAUUUGGAUCAAGCCCCGAAGAUCGCGAACUCUCCGUUUACGAGUCGCAGCGUACCACUUUUGAGCGAUUUCUUUUGCGAGCACCCCGCUAUACCAAUCUCACCGCGAGUGCUGAGGCCAACGCGUCCAAACGCCGACUCAUCUUAAUUGAGCUGACGGAUGCACAAGUCGAGGCUUUGGCUCAGCAAGCAGGUGGAGACAUCCGCAGCGCCCUCUCCACAUUGGCGCUGCUCAAUCUGCAGAGCGAUGAUGACAAACCUCAACUCUCGUUUCGAGGAGGCGCGCCACGUCUCAAACGCCCCAAGCGCGCCUCUCCUCCCACGACCAUUGCUGCGGCCAUGAGUGAACGAGCUGCUCCGCUCCGGGACUCCGAUUUGGUCGAGCUCGACGAGGACGAUGACAUGGGUUCAGCCGACCAGCGAGGUGGCUCUAAGGUUGGGCCGGCCCCUCAUCGGAACGUUGAAGUCAAAGAUGAUGGGCUGCAAAGGCCAUCAACCCUUGCGAUGGAUGAUGAUCCCAUCGAGGACAGUGAGGAAGAUUGA